Messenger RNA from Aureobasidium musti, 6036 nucleotides. The record is from the annotation of a GenBank genome assembly. Lineage: Eukaryota; Fungi; Ascomycota; Dothideomycetes; Dothideales; Saccotheciaceae.
AUGACUGGCCUGCCUACAACAUCCGCCGGCACCGCCAUGCGUUCGAAUAUGCCGCCGCCGCCGUACAACGAUGAUGCCGACGACGACGAUGACGCCACGCCGAGUGCGACCCCUUCAAACACCGUCGACGCCAAUGCCGCCGCCCCAAUCACUGCCGCCGCCAAAGUGCAGUCGCGCCCGGCACUGCGUCCAUCACCGCCACUCAGCUCAAACACUCCCACCAUAAACGAGCCAUCCAAGUCACCAGACGUCAGCGCUCCUUCGGUUAGUCCUGAUGAAGCAGAGAUUGCACGAUUGCGUGCUGCUGUGACUGCCAGGAUGACCUCUAAUUUGCAACGGGCAAAGGCCAACUUAGCCGCUCAGCAGCAGCAGCAACAGCAAUUCUAUCAACCUCAGCCCGACACCCUCUCGCCCGCUGUCAGUCGUUCCAGCACCUCUGGCCAAGUCCCUCGUCGACCUUCGCCUAUCAAGGAGGAACAUGGCACUGUUUCUCCUCUGACCGCCGCCUUCAGCAGUCCCUUGGCCACUACUCAGACUGCCUCUACCGAGUCGACAUCUUCAUCUUCUAGGACCAUUCGUGGAAGUGCUGCUGCUACUCCGGCUGCCAUGCCCUUGCGCACUCCUUCAUAUCCUUUCCCAUACGUCCCUGGUACUCCGCGCACAUGGUCGUCGUCGUUCCACCAACCUUUCACAGCUCUGUCGCCAACGGUCUCGGCUGCACAAUCGGGUGAUAGCAGCACCCCUGGCGGUGCUCCCAUAUCUGGUGCAACCACACCUGCUGCUACUGGUGCAGCCUUUGCCCCUCAUGGCUUCGAGUUCGCGCCAAGUCAGGAUCCUCGUUUCCCUACUCCAAAUGUCUAUGAUCUUGUCUUGCAGCUCAAUUCAGAGCCCGGCUUGGAGGCGUGGUGGUCAGCAGUGGCAAACAUAAUGAAUGAUGUUUACAAGGCCGACCGUGCGAGUCUUGCCUUGCCUGCUGAUUCGAAUGAUAUUGAGAAUGUGCCAUGGGGUCAGAAGACUACUUUCAAUGCUGCUGGUCGCGAGGACGAUUCAAACGGAAGCCAGGAGGCCUUAAACCAGGCGCCGCUCCCCAUUAUGUCGCUGCCUCCACGUUCUACUCCAGAUCCAUCUCCUCUCAGUCGCAUUCGUCCAAACCUUGAAUCUCGCCAUUCUUACGCUGGACAUACAUCUGCCGACACGCCGCAGCGUCCCGGUUCUACAUUGCGACCGAACCUGUUGUCACGCACAUUGAGCCAUGCUCCUAGCCUAACGAAUCCCCCCAUGCCAUCUCCUGGUCUAGAACACCGCACCCACAACUACCGCAGUACAUCUGUUAGCGAACCUGAAUUCAGCAGUGUCGGUGGCUACAGCCAGCCAACCCAACUGGCUGUCUACCCCAUCCUCAAAGGUCUGGAGUCUGAGCUUGAUGGACUUAUUGACUCAAGCGGCAUCAAUAGGGUGUUAGAAAGAGGCAAGCUGAUAACAUUAACCCGCGACUAUUCCAACAAUGGCCAAGACAGUCAAAGUUCUUCGAAUAGCUCUCAGGACGAGAACACUUCUUCUGGUCAUCGACCGACAAAAGGGAGUGCCCAAGAGCCACCGCCAUCGUCUUCGUUACCAAGCAAGGCUGCUCAACAGUUUGGCAACUUCCGUACGCUUUUCUCACAAAUGGACAACAACAAGCGACGCGGUUCAACGUUCGAAGAAUACGAGCAAUAUCCACCUUCGCCUUGGGCCCAAUCACCCGCACCUUCACCUGCCAUGCAAGCUGAUCCAGAGAACAACCCCUUCUUCGUCGCAGAGGAAAGUGUUGAGGACUCUUUUAACCCAACUAACGACACUCAUGACUACUCACAUCUAGAACCGGUUGAGGCCAUUGGUGUCGACCGCGCUCAUACUGUGGUGCACAUCCCUCUCAUCCAUCCGACUUUAUCGCCAAUAAUGCAUAACUACCAGUCUCCCAACCCGGAGUCUCGUCCGGAAAGUCGGGCACAAUCAGUAUCACAAGCCUCUUCCGGCGAACGGAGAGCUCCAAUUGCGAUUCUCUCGAUUCUCAGUCCUGCAGUACCAUACCCCCAAAAUCUUGUACAAUCUCUCAAAUUGCUGGGGCCCCAUCUGGCGACUUCUUAUUACAUGGCUCACCAAUACACUAACGCACACAAUCAAGCUAUGGGUGUCCGUCAUCGCAAGUCCAUCUCGGGUCACAAUGUUGGCUUCGCGCCUCUGAGCAUUGCACCAGGGAACCUGGACGACCUCAUUCGUGCGGAUUUGGACGAAGUGGCAGGUUCUAUAUCAGGUAGUAUGACCAGCCCUUCCGAUUACUCUGGCCGUUCACGCCACAGCCCCUCUGGCUCCAUUGUCGGAACUCCUGGAUGGGAUCCUUCGGCCUUCGGACUAAACUCCAGCAGCAAGUCGGUAGCAGGUACUCCAGCUGGUCUUCGUGGGUCCGAGAUUGUCGACAGUUACUUCGAUGCCAAGAAGCACCGAUCGACAGGCGUUGCUGGCAAUCAGACUUCAUUGAUCACACCUGCAAAGGACAGAAGUAAGAGGGUAUCGGUAUCUGGAGCCGACGACGAGCAGAUGACACCGAAAAGUGAAAGAAGGCCCAGACAAUCUCGUUCGGGAAUAGAGGAUAAAUCUCCACUAAGAGCUGUUGGUCGUGAGCAGAGUCCUUUGCGAACAGCUGAAAAUUCCGUUUCUAGAAAGCCUAGCUUCCGCAGCAACGCGCUUCCUCCCACGAUCGUUGCGGAAGGCGGAGACAAGCGCCACUCUGUCCUGCACUCCUACGGUGCUGAUUUCAGCUCAUCUUUCCAAGGGCUACCCGCUGCGACUACGCCCGGCCCAAGAACACCUGGGCUGUCUCACAUCAGAGCAACCUCUGUUUCUGAAGAUAUGCCUCCACCUUCUGAACGGUUGUUGCGUACAAUCAUCGACUCGUUGCCUGUACAAAUUUUCACUGCUGCUCCCGGCUCUGGUGCGUUGACCUGGGUCAAUUCGAAGUUCCUGGUGUACCGUGGGCAUGAUUCUAGGCAGGUCCUGAAGGAACCUUGGCAAGCAAUACACGCCGAAGAUAGAAGCAAGUACAUGGACAGCUGGAACCGAUCGCUACGGACAGGCCAGCAGUUGCAACAAAAGAUUCGUCUACAACGAUUCGAUGGUAACUACCGAUGGUUUUAUGUUCGGGCUGCGCCGUUGAAGGACAAGAAGCAAAAUAUCGUUCAUUGGAUUGGCACCAAUAUGGACUUCCAUGAACAACAUCUGGCUGAGUUGAAUCUCGCACGUCAGCAAGAGACUGCUGCUUCUGAAGCCAAAUACCGAGCAUUGGCCAACUCAAGCCCGCAGGUAGUUUUCACUGUCAACAAGUCAAGGGGCAUCACUUUCUGCAAUUCGCAAUGGCUCUACUAUUCUGGCCAAGAUGAGUCACAGGCUCUGGGUAUUGGCUUCAUGGAGCACGUCCAUCCAGACGACAUCGUCAAGUGCAGACUUCCAGCUUUCGAGAACGACUCGGUGAACGCUACCAAUGUCCCUACUACUAUGCCGCCCGAGCCACAACGAGCUCAAUCUUCUUCUGCUCAGUCGUCUAGUGCUUCAUCAGAUACAGAGCGCGCACCUACGAGUCCACUCAACACGUCACCCACCACUCAACUGCCUCAGGCAAGACUUUCCCAAUUGGCUUCGACUGGUAUUCUCAAAGUCUCAAGAGACGCUGAUGGAAAGCCUUCAUAUUCUACAGAAGUCAGACUUCGUUCAAAGGACGGCGAAUACAGGUGGCAUCUUGUUAGGGUUUUGCUUGCAGAGCGCGAUCUUCAAGAAGAUGAAGAGGAGACGUGGUAUGGUACUUGCACCGACAUCAAUGACCACAAGGCUCUGGAACGUGACCUCAAGGAGACUAUGGAUGAGAAGUCCCGCUUCUUGAGCAACAUGUCUCACGAGAUUCGCACACCCCUCAACGGUAUUACGGGCAUGGUCAACUUCUUGAUCGAUAGCAGUUUGACCUCUGAACAAAUGGAGCACGUCAACAUUAUCAGAGCAUCUACUGAAGGAUUGCGUGGCCUCAUCAAUGACAUUCUCGAUCUGUCUAAGGCUGAGGCUGGCAUGAUUCAACUUAACAUGGACUGGAUGCAUGUUCGUUCCCUGAUUGAAGAAGUUAACGACUUGACUUCUGCAAUGGCGAUAGACAAAGGACUUGAGCUCAACUAUCUGGUCGAACCUAAUGUACCCUCCCAAAUCAAGGGUGAUCGUUUCCGCAUUCGCCAGAUCCUGCUCAAUAUCAUUGGUAAUGCGAUCAAGUUCACACAGAUUGGUGAAGUUUUUGUUCGCUGCAGCGUUCCACAGGAGGAAGAGAAUCAACCUACUGACGAUUCCAUGUACAUUCAAUUCGAGAUUAUGGAUACUGGUCAAGGCUUCACAGAGAAGGAGGCACAGUACCUCUUCAAACGCUUCAGCCAGAUCGAUGGAAGUAGCACUCGUCAACACGGCGGAACAGGACUCGGACUUGUCAUCUCCCGUCAACUCGCUCAAUUGCAUGGAGGCGACAUGUAUGCAAGAGGUGUUCCUGGCAAAGGUGCCACCUUCACUUUUGUCAUCAAAACGGCUUUGCCAUCUGGAGACGACAAGCCGCCUCCGCCCCCUGCUACUCCAGGCCCCGCCCUACUACCUGUCACACCUAUGACACCUUCGCCUGUGCCGACAAUAAUGCAGGACCCCAGGCUAUCAAACACGCUCAAUCUACCUUACAGGAGUUCGCCCAAGCUAUUGUCAGAUGGUACAGAAGUAUCAUCGCCAGACUUUGAUCGACCAUCUCCGGUAGCAUCGUCUUCUGGAAGUUCGGAUCCAUCAAUCAGAGCCGGUACCACAGGUAGUGUCCAGUCAACCAGGUCUUCUGCAUCCUCGUUUGUACCCGAUCCAUCACUCAUGUCGCUAUCGCCACCGAUUGAUUUGGCGUUGCCUUCUGAAAACAAGCUCGGCCGCACUAACACUGGAGGCUCGACCGUUAGCGAUGCGAGCGGUCCACAUGCCGCCAUUCGAAUGGUCACGCCUGGUGGCAGCCAUUUGCCCCCUAUGUACUCUAUCCUGGUCGUGUGCCCGCUCAAGCAUGCUCGUGAAGCAACAGUUCAGCACAUGGACAUGACGCUGCCGAAGAACAUUCCGCACAAAAUCACAGCGAGAGAGAAUGUGAUCGAGUGUCAGAAGAUGAUUGGUGGGGACGACCCAAUGAUAUUCUCGCACAUUGUGCUGGUCCUUCAAUCAGUACCAGAGAUCAUUGCGUUUGUGCAGCAAGUCUUUACUUCAGCUCCUCAUUCGGCAACGCAGUUGGUGCUCAUCACAGAUCUGCAACAACGACGAAAGCUCGUAGAGCAAGCACCGCAGUUCGACUACGAUGCUUUGGCCAAGGAACGGAGGAUGCAAUUCAUCUUCAAGCCACUGAAACCAAGCAAGUUUGCUGCCAUCUUCGACCCACGCAAGGAACGCGAAAUGAGCACCGAUCGCAAUCAGGAUUCAGCUCAACAAGUGGCUGUCAGCCAGAAGCAAGUGUAUGAAGAAAUGAAGAGCAGGUUGGGCAACAAGAACAAACGAGUCUUGCUGGUGGAAGACAAUAGAGUGAACCAGAUGGUCCUGCUUAAAUUCCUCAGCAAGGUUAACGUCAAGGUCGAUACAGUACUGGAUGGUGUACAAUGCACCGAAAAGGUGUUUGCUAAUCCUCACGGAUACUAUUCCAUCAUUCUGUGCGAUCUUCACAUGCCCAACAAGGAUGGCUAUCAGACUUGCCGAGAGAUCCGUAAGUGGGAGAAGAAGAACAAACAACCUUACCUUCCAAUCGUGGCACUAUCGGCCAACGUCAUGGGAGAUGUUUACGCCAAGUGCGUAGAUGCAGGAUUCAACAGCUACGUGACCAAGCCAGUCGACUUCAAGGAGCUUAGUACCGUUAUGUUGACCUUCCUGGAUCCCUCGGACCCCAACCAGCCUAUCGAAUUCAUGAAGCAGAAAAAUGAUUGUCGAACCUGGCGGUAUGGAGAGAAAGAGCAGGAUUUUGUCUGA